This is a messenger RNA of Phalacrocorax carbo (great cormorant), 1654 nucleotides long. Lineage: Eukaryota; Metazoa; Chordata; Aves; Suliformes; Phalacrocoracidae. The record is from RefSeq and is a predicted model, not a curated record.
CUCCAAGUUAGCAAAGAACAAAAAAAAAAAAAAAAAAAAAAAAUAGCUCCGUUAAGGAUAAGAGCGGGAGCGGAGGGGUGUGCGCGCGUGUGCCGGGGAGAGCCGGGAGCGGAGGACACCGCCGACGGCUCCGCACACUCCUCCCUCCGCGCCAAGUGAAGCAGCAAGUUUGCCGUGCACCUGUUUGAGCAGCUCGAAUCCCCGCCGCCGCCGCGCCGCCGCCGCCGAGCCCCGAAAGUGAUUUGCCAAAGGGAGAAAGUUUUCCGCCGGCGGGGUCGCCGAUCGCUCUCCUCGCGGUUUUCUUCUCCCUCCUCCUCCUCCUCCUCCUCCUCCUCCUCCUCCUCCACCACCUCCUCCUCCUCCUCUUCCUCCUCCUCCUCCUGUUUUUUUUUUUUUGCACGGCGGUCGCUACCUAGAUACAAACGGGUUUUGCCUCGCUCGCUCCCCGUCCUCCCGGGCUCCUCUAUGUUUGAUUCUUUUUUCACGCCUGGCGCCGGUGGAAAAUAAAAAAGCUACUUGAAUGUACAGCAUGAUGAUGGAGACGGACUUGCACUCCCCCGGCGGAGCCCAGGCCCCCACGAACCUCUCGGGGCAGACCGGAGCGGGAGGCGGCGGCGGCGGCGGCGGCGGCGGCGGCGGCGGCGGGGGGAACAAAGCGAACCAGGACCGGGUCAAGAGACCCAUGAACGCCUUCAUGGUGUGGUCGCGGGGCCAGCGGCGGAAGAUGGCCCAGGAGAACCCCAAAAUGCACAACUCGGAGAUCAGCAAGCGCCUGGGGGCCGAGUGGAAAGUCAUGUCGGAGGCCGAGAAGAGACCGUUCAUCGACGAGGCGAAGCGGCUGCGGGCGCUGCACAUGAAGGAGCACCCGGAUUAUAAAUACCGGCCCCGGCGGAAGACCAAGACCCUGCUCAAGAAGGACAAGUACUCGCUGGCCGGGGGGCUGCUGAGCGCCGGCUCGGCCGGGGGAGGCCCGGCCGGCGUCGGCGUGGGCAUGGGCGUCGGCGUCAGCCCCGGCGGCGUCGGGCAGCGGCUGGAGAGCCCCGGCGGCACGGCCAGCGGCGGCUACGCGCACAUGAACGGCUGGGCCAACGGCGCCUACCCGGGCUCGGUGGCGGCGGCGGCGGCGGCGGCGGCGAUGAUGCAGGAGGCGCAGCUCGCCUACGGCCAGCACCCGGGCAGCGGGGGGCACCCGCACCACCCGCACCCCCACCACCCGCACCACCCGCACAACCCGCAGCCCAUGCACCGCUACGACAUGGGCGCCCUGCAGUACAGCCCCAUCUCCAACUCGCAGGGCUACAUGAGCGCCUCGCCCUCGGGCUACGGCGCCCUGCCCUACGGCUCCCAGCCCCACCAGAACUCGGCGGCGGCGGCGGCGGCGGCGGCGGCGGCGGCGGCGGCCGCCUCCUCGGGGGCGCUGGGCGCCCUGGGCUCGCUGGUGAAGUCGGAGCCCAGCGUGAGCCCGCCCGUCACCUCGCACUCGCGGGCCCCCUGCCCCGGGGACCUGCGGGAGAUGAUCAGCAUGUACUUACCGGCCGGGGAAGGCGGGGAUCCGGCGGCCGCCGCCGCCCAGAGCCGGCUCCACUCCCUGCCCCAGCACUACCAGAGCGCCAGCACGGGGGUGAACGGCACCGUCCCCUUGACGCACAUCUGA